This is a messenger RNA of Kogia breviceps (pygmy sperm whale), 2616 nucleotides long. The record is from RefSeq and is a predicted model, not a curated record. NCBI's taxonomy places the organism in Eukaryota, Metazoa, Chordata, Mammalia, Artiodactyla, Physeteridae.
ACCAUGUUAUUCUUAAUUUUCAACCAUUGAUUUUUGACAAACUGGUAUCUACAAUGCAGCACCAGCAACUAUGAGUGAUUCUGUCUGAAGUAACUUAUGAAAAAGUGUAAAAUGUGCACCACCAGAUAAAAUCCAGCGGGAAAAAGAGAGUAUUGUCCCACAGUCAGCAGGCCACUAGCUUAUUAACUUCCAGUCACUUUCAUUUUUGCUAAAAUGAAGACUCUUCAAUCUACACUUCUCCUGUUCCUGUUUGUGCCUCUGAUAACGCCAGCACCACCAUCUCAACAGGAUUCACGCAUUAUCUAUGAUUAUGGAACAGAUAAUUUUGAAGAAAGCUUAUUUAGCCAAGAUUAUGAGGAUAAAUCCCUGGAUGGAAAAAGUAUUAAGGAAAAAGAAACUAUGAUAAUAAUACCCGAUGAGAAAGGUUUUCAAUUACAAAAAGAUGAGAGUAUAAAACUAUUAUCCCCCAAGAAAGAAAAUGAUGAAAUGCCCACAUGCCUGCUAUGCGUUUGUUUAAGUGGUUCUGUAUACUGUGAAGAAGUUGACAUUGAUGCUGUACCACCCUUGCCAAAGGAAUCAGCUUAUCUUUAUGCACGAUUCAACAAAAUUAAAAAGUUGACUGCCAAAGAUUUUGCAGACAUACCUAACUUAAGGCGACUUGAUUUUACGGGAAAUUUGAUUGAAGAUAUAGAAGAUGGUACUUUUUCAAAACUUUCGCUGUUAGAAGAACUUACAUUAGCUGAAAAUCAACUACUGAAACUUCCAGUUCUCCCUCCCAAGCUUACUUUAUUUAAUGCAAAAUACAACAAAAUCAAGAGUAGAGGAAUCAAAGCAAAUACUUUCAAAAAAUUGAAUAAACUAUCCUUCCUCUACUUGGACCACAAUGCCCUGGAAUCUGUGCCUCUUAAUUUACCAGAAAGUCUGCGUGUAAUUCAUCUUCAGUUUAACAACAUAACUUCAAUUACAGAUGAUACAUUCUGCAAGGCUAAUGACACCAGUUAUAUUCGGGACCGCAUUGAAGAGAUACGCUUGGAGGGCAAUCCCAUCAUCCUGGGAAAACAUCCCAACAGUUUUAUCUGCUUAAAAAGAUUGCCUGUAGGGUCAUACAUUUAACCACUAUCAAUGCAGCACAUAAGCUAAAGUACACACAUACUUAUAAUCUGUCUCAACAAUGUCUAAAGGAGCUUAAGUAUUUAAUAUUAAUUCUGUAUCCUACUAUGAAGGAACUUAUGUUUUAAGCAAGGAUGUUCAAAAAACCUUACAUAUAACAACAAGCAAAAGGUAAGAGUGAAUCUCUAAGUUCAAAAUAAAGUAAUGUGAAAAUAUUUGAACAGCAUUACAAAAUCCCUGCAGUUUAUACUAGAGUACCAUUUAAAAGGUAUGUUUUUAUAUAAAUACCCAAAUUUAAGACGUAUUACGAAGUGAAAGGAUAAGUCCAAGAAACUUUCAACUGUCUUUCCUGGCUUCUACCAGAUCCCUAAAGCAUUUAAGGCAUAUGUUCCAAAAACUUUGAAAAGCUAAAUAUUUCCAGGGACCUCUCAUUUUUCUUUUAUCAUUCAUACAUUAUUCAUUAUGAAGUAGGAACUAUGUUUUCUUUCUAUUAAGGCAGCUACUAUAUUUUUACUUAGCCUCAGAAAUAGGAAUAUAGUCUCAUACCUAGGCAAAACUUUCCAAAUAAAGCAUAAUUUUACUCUCUGAGAAAGAGCUAAUAUAGUAAUGUUCAGUUAUUCUGCUUUGUGAUCACACAAUUAAAGGCUUUAGCAAAAUAGUACAAAAUUUUCUUUAAUCUAAAUAUUAACAUUCUAAGUCCACCAUAAAUCACUUUAGGAAGCCAAGCACAUCAAAAUCAGUAUGCUUAUUAAAAAACCUGAAAGUCCAUCCUGUCUCUCAGAACAUAGCCAUAAAAUUCUCCACUGUAAUGGCUUUCAAUUAUGAUAUAUACUGCAAAAUAUUUUCUUUUUAUACUAUAGGAAUGAGAAUCUCAUCAAUAAAUUUAUCCAAAUGUAAGACAUGAAAACAAAGUGAAUUCUGUGGUGUUACUACUACACACCACCUUCCCACCCACCCACACACAUCCAUGUUCUUGAGAACAGACCACACAUUCAAAAGAAAGCAUCUCAGCAACAUUUUCUAGAGACCCAUGAUUAACUGGUAUGUUUAAAGAUGAGAAUUCAUUUUCAAUCUAAUAAUGAUGAUAAAGUUCCUAAAAUUACUUUCCUCUUGCGCAAACCCCACUCAAAAGUCUUAGUUUCCACACUGCUUUGGGUUGCAUAUAAAAUGAUCAGUGCUUUAGAAACAAGAGUCUGAACUGUGUAUAUAAAAAUUGCCGACAUUGUUUCCAACAUAAAUUAUGCAUUAGAAUCAAGUUGGUCUCUGUAUACUAUUCCCAGAACAAACACUAUUGGUGGUUUUUCAUUUGCUUCUGUUUUUUCUGUACGUAGAAUGACCUCCUGUUUUUCAAUUUUCCCAUUUGUCAAGGUUGAUCCCAAGAUGAAAUUUUUUCACUAAAACACCUGUGAUCUCUUAACGCCACAGUAAUUACUGCUACAACACUAACGCAUUCACUGAUUUUUAUUAUGGUAACUGGUAACAAUAACUAUUAUACUGCUUUCUCAC